Molecule: messenger RNA, 3937 nt
Organism: Vespa velutina
Lineage: Eukaryota; Metazoa; Arthropoda; Insecta; Hymenoptera; Vespidae
Product: lachesin-like
Exons: 8
Coding region: 1985-3565 (526 amino acids)
Cellular component (GO): neuron projection
Source: RefSeq, a predicted model, not a curated record
AUAAAAAGCAUAUCCACUUUUAUAGACUUUACGAUUUUUUAAACUUUCUUUGUCUAUCAAAUAUUCUCAUAUAUCUGCAUUAUAGUUAUCUAAAUAAAUAAACUAUUUUAUUCAUGAACUCUAUCUAGUAAACAUUAACUCUCUCACUGGAAAAAUUGGUGUAGAAUGGGUAUAAUUUAAAACUAAAAAGAGAGACUCGAUUUUCCACUCGCAAAAGAUAGAAAGAGAGAGAGAGAGAGAGAGAGAGAGAGAGAGAGAGAGAGAGAGAGAGAGAGAGAAAGGGAUGACAAUUUUUCGCACGAUAUAAACACGGUUACCGGUACACAAAGGAGACGUAAGCUUAACUAAAAAAGGUGACAGCUAUUCUUAGUUCCGUUCUCCGUCGCCUAAGGAGCAAUUACCUUAUUGUCCAAACGAGACACCUUUUUUUUAUAGUUGUACGAUUGAAAUCCUUUGUACCGUAGCUCUUUAAAAACAUCUCGGUAGCUGGUGAGAUUCCUUGCAAAUGGUUUUCUUUUUUUUUUCUGUUUUUCAUUUUCUUUUCCUUUUUCACAUUUUUAUGAGAGAAUAUUCAAUCAACAAAAGAAAUUUGAUUUACUCCUUUCACAGUGUUCGAGAAAUGAUCGAUAAACUUGUCUUGGAUUAUACCAAUUACUUUUGAUUGAUGCCUAAACAUAACGCCCUAUAAAAGAGAGAGAAAAAGAGACAAAGAGAGAGAAAGAGAGAGAAAGAAAAAAUAAGCCUUGCUUUCCAUAGAAAGGAAAAAAAAAAAAAAAAAAAAGAAAAAAGAACACCCAACGCGUACUCUGAAUUCUGAUUAAAAAGCAUAAAAUGUACGAUAACAAAAAUAAAUAGAUAAAGAAAUUAAAUGAAAAGAAAAAAAAAGAAGAUUAAAAAAAGAAAGGAAAAAAAAAAAAAAGAAAGAAAAAAGUAUAAAAACAAAACAAAAUAAUACUCGAAAGGAAUAAAAUGAAUUGACAAAAUUCCACGUUAUACGUCCUCGUUCAGAUUAAACACGUAAGCGAGAAUAGAAUUUCGGUGAAGGAGCAAAAGAGGGAACCUUAACUCCAGCGAAGUCACAUGAAAGGGGUAAAAGCGCAGUUGUAAGAGCAAAAGUGGGAGUUAAAAUUUUCAUUCGACUCUCUCUUUCUCUCUCUCCCUCUCUCUCUCUCUCUCUCUCUCUCUCUCUCUCUCUCUCUCUCUCUCUCUCUCUCUCACGCUUUCUCUUUGGCGGGUAGCAAGCAAAGCUCGUAGUACUCGCACACAUGUGUGCGAACGUCUCGAUAUGAGGGUGUGCGUGCCGAAGAGAAGAGGAGAGGAGAGGAGUAGGUAUGGAUGGGUGGGUGACUGGCUGCCUGACUGGAGGGGUAGGAAUAGCUACCAUUCGAGUAUUAUUGCGGUACUGGCUGAUAGAGGGUGAGGGCAGCGAGGGUAGGAUAUAUCAACGGUUGGCGUUUAUGUGGCGACCAACUGUCGAGUUAAUAUUCACGCGAUUCGGAGCUGACCCCUUCUUGCACCCUCCUCUGUUUCUCUCACUCUCAUCCACUCCCUCUCCCUCUCACUCCAAUUCACUCACUCACUCACUCUCUUUACGAGGGAAGUCACGUCGACAGCAUAGAGAAAUUCUCGAUUUCCACUUUCAUCUCUCUCUCCCUCUCCCUCUCUCCCCUCCUCCUCCUCUCUUCUCUCUCCCUCUCUCUCUCUCUCUGUCUCUCUCUCUUUGAAACUGAUCUUCAUCAUUUUAACAUCUUUUUCUAUUUUCUUUUCUAUUUUUUUUUCUUUUUUUUUUUUUCUUUUUUUUUUUUUUUUUUCUUUUUUCUUAUGAUCCAGAAGUAAGCUCAACGAAUAUUCAAACAUUGACUAGCCAUAUGCCGUAUGACAUUUCAAAAGCACCAAUUUCUAAAUUAAUCUUAAUUAUGUAUUGUAAAAUAGAAAUGAAAAAUUUAUCUUGUAUCGUCUACGACAUUUACAUAUAAAAGCACGCAUGGCGCAUGGCCCACCCUAUGGCAUGGCAUCACGGGACCUCGUUACUUGUUUCCUUCUCACAGCCUUCCUCUACUCUAGUUUCGGUAAGAGACAAAUGAUACGUCAAACGUUGCCAAAGUCGGAGAUACAGCCGCAGUUUCUGGCACCUUUGGAGAACCAUACGGUCACUCAAGGCCGUGACGUCUCCUUCACCUGCGUCGUUAAUCAUCUUCAAUCUUACAAGAUUGCCUGGAUAAAAUCAGAUUCGAGGGCUAUCCUAGCUAUUCACACUCACAUGGUCGCUCAUAACACACGGCUCUCGGUAACUCAUAACGGACAUAACACCUGGAAGCUUCACGUGAGCAACGUUCAACCGAACGAUUCUGGAACUUAUAUGUGUCAGAUUAAUACGGAUCCAAUGAAGAGUCAGACGGGCUACAUGAAAGUAGUGAUACCACCUGAUAUCAUGGAUCUCGACGACUCGGCCGACCUUUUAACGACUAAAGAAAGCAACGAUCUGCGAUUACGAUGUCGUGCCACAGGAACACCUAAACCUACGGUCACCUGGCGAAGGGAGGACGGACGUGAAAUUACUCUGAGAAGCGAGUUAGGUGUUAAACGAGUACAAUCCUACGAGGGCGAACAACUGCAUUUAGUGGGGAUCUUACGGCAAGAGAUGGGCUCGUAUUUGUGCAUAGCCUCGAAUGGUGUGCCGCCAACAGUUAGCAAAAGAUAUCACGUUAAUGUUCUUUUUAAGCCCUUGAUCAAAGUGACGAAUCAAUUGGUAGCUGCACCGACGAAUAGCAACGUCAUUCUGCAAUGUUACGUCGAAUCUUCGCCUAAGGCCUCGAACACGUGGUACAAGGACAACGGUGAGUUUCAAGGAAUAAACAUCAAACGUCCGUCUGUAAAAAAAAAGAAAAAAAAGAAAAAAACAAAAAGAAAGAAAACAGAAAAGAACAUUCUUAUAGGAAUCAAACUUUUGACCAACGACAAGCAUAACGUAUCAGAGUUCACAGUAAAUGAUUACGCGUAUCAAUUGAAUCUUACGAUCAAACAGCUAAGCCGAAAUGAUUUUGGUAGUUAUAUUUGUUCAGCGGAGAAUCCAUACGGGAAAGCAGAGGGUACGAUAAGACUUCAAGAGUUGCAUCUGUCGAAGACGACAGUGCCGACAAUUCGCAAUACCGAGUCCGCCGAGAGGCAAAACUGGAGAAAGCAAAUCGAGAGAAAGGGAGGAAAGAAGUAUUUGUACGCGUUAGGACGAGAGGUCGGUAGUACGAAUUCGACGCAGAGAAAUGUCGUAAGUUGGACGCAGACCACGCCGAUCUCAAGAAGAAAUAACUCCAACUCACUGCCAAGUGUCGUCCUCACAAAGAAUUCUAAAGUUUUAUCCUCCUCUACCUCCUCCUCCUCCUCCUCCUCCUCAUCCUCUUCGUCUUCUUCUUCCCCUUAUCCAGCGCCGGCACCUGCGCCCGCACAUUCCGCACCGACCCAACUGGACGCACAGAGCGAUGCUACGAGCACGCGAUAUUUUCGAUCGGUUCAUCAGCUUCAUCUGACGGUCGUCGUUCUCCUCUUUGCAAUGACGUCGUCUUAUUGAAGAUUAUUAACGGAUAAAAAAUUUUCAUUGGUUUUUGUUAAAACAUAUUUGUAGUUCAAGAGAAUCUAACACAGGUUUCUUACGUGAUUUCUUUUUUCUGUUUCUGUUUUUUUUUUUUUUUUUUUUUUUCCUUUCUUUCUUAGGAGAACAUAAUGCACGAAAGUAACGACGAUUCGUGCUGUGGUGUACAUAAAAACAAAACGAAAAAAGAAACAUUUUUAUGACAAUAACGAUAGCUCCAAUGUGUGAUCAGUCUUAUUUUCUUCCAGUAAAAAGGCUCCCUCUCCUUCGUUUUGAUACAAAAUUCUUGAUACUCCUGUUGCCUGUAAAAAAAAAAAAAAAAAAAAAAAAGAAAAAGAAAAAAAAAAGAAA